CCGAAAGUAAACUCCAUUUUGAGACGAGUGAUCGCAGAUCCGAACACUGACGUAGUGAAGCAGGGCUGACUUCAGACCAGACAUGAGUGUUUGUCUAAAGGAGGAGGAGGACAGAGAAGAGUCUCCUCCUGUGCCUAGCUGGUUAGAAGAUUUACAUUUGGUCUGCAUAAGUGAACCUGAACUUUCACACUCAAAAUUUGAGUCCAGCAGACCGAGAUCAGAGUCUCCUGUACCCAGCUGUCUGUCUAUGAAGAGUGACCUCUCCAAAGAUAUUCCAUUAAACUUCAGAAAUGAUCCUGAACUUUCACACUCAAAAUUUGAGUCCAGCAGACAGAGAUCAGAGUCUCCUGUACCCAGCUGUCUGUCUAUGAAGAGUGACCUCUCCAAAGAUAUUCCAUUAAACUUCAGAAAUGAUCCUGAACUUUCACACUCAAAACAGAGGAAGAGGAGUCGUAUUAUGGAGGAGCAGCCAUCCUGCUGUGCUGUGUGUCUGGGCGUCCUGAUUGAUCCAGUCUUUACCAGCUGUAGACACUGGUUUUGCAGACAGUGCAUUACCUUCUGCUGGACCCAGUCUGGUCCAACAGGAGUCUACUGUCCACAAUGUGGAACCAGAAUAGGACCUGGACUGCAGAUACUCAGCCAGACCAGCACUGAACAAUCAAAAACUGGUCUGCUGGAGGUUUUGGAUGAACAUAAAGUCAAUCUGAGGAGUAGAUGUGAACGUGUGACUGAAGGAAGUGAUGAAGCAGGAAUUAGAACCCUCCUCAACAAGAUCUACACUGAGCUCUACAUCACAGAGGGGCAGAGUGAAGAGGUGAACAUGCAACAUGAGGUGAGACAGCUUGAGAAAGCUUGCCAGUUGAAGACCCUCCAUGACACACCGAUCAAGUGCCAGGACAUCUUUAAAGCCUUCCCUGACCAACAGAAACACAUCAGAGUGGUUCUGACAAACGGCGUCGCUGGUGUUGGAAAAACUUUCUCAGUGCAGAAGUUCACUCUGGACUGGGCAGAGGGCUCAGGAAACCAAGACGUCAGUCUGGUGAUUCUGCUUUCAUUCAGGGAGCUGAACUUGAUCAGAAAUGAGCGUUGCAGUCUUCUUCAGCUGCUCCAUGUUUUCCAUCCAACAUUACAGAAGGUCACAGCAGAGACGCUCGCUCUCUGUAAACUGUUGUUCAUCUUUGACGGCCUGGAUGAAAGCAGACUUUAUUUCGAUUUCCAAAACAGUGAGGUUGUUUCUGAUGUCACUCAGAAGUCAUCAUUAAAUACACUGUUAACAAACCUCAUCAAAGGGAAUCUGCUUCCCUCAGCUCUCAUCUGGAUAACCUCUCGACCUGCAGCAGCCAAUCAGAUCCCUCCUUCAUGUGUUGACAGGCUAACAGAAGUACGAGGCUUCACUGACGCCCAGAAGGAGGAGUACUUCAGGAGGAGGUUCAGUGAUGAGAAUCUGUCCAGCAGAAUCAUCUCACAUAUCAAGGCAUCCAGGAGCCUCCACAUCAUGUGUCUGAUCCCUGUCUUCUGCUGGAUCACUGCUACAGUUCUGGAGCAUAUGAUGACCACAGAGCAGAGAGGAGAGCUGCCCAAGACCCUGACUGACAUGUACUCACACUUCCUGCUGGUUCAGACAAAGAGGAAGAAGAUCAAGUAUGAUCAGGGACAUGAGACAAAUUCACAUGAGCUGAUGGAGGCUGACAGGGAGGUUCUUCUGAAGCUGGGGAGGCUGGCAUUUGAACAUCUAAAGAAUGGAAACAUCAUGUUCUACCAAGAAGACCUAGAGAGGUGUGGUCUGGAUGUCACAGAGGCCUCGGUGUACUCAGGAGUUUGUACAGAGGUCUUCAAACAAGAGUGUGUGAUCUUCCAGAAAAAAGUCUACUGCUUUGUUCAUCUGAGCGUUCAGGAGUUCCUGGCUGCAGUCUACACGUUGCAUUGUUACACAGACUGGAACAGAAAGGAACUGGCAUCUUUUCUCGGGCAAAAACACGUAGAUACAACCCUGGAUGUUCUCAUUAACGGAGCAACAUUAAAAUCUCUGCGAAGUAAAAAUGGCCACCUUGACCUGUUUGUUCGCUUCCUUCAUGGCCUGUCUCUGGAGUCUAACCAGAUACUCUUAGGAGGCCUUCUGGUUCGCACAGACAACAGUCCAGAAAUGAUCCAAAGAAUCAUCAACAACCUGAAGAAGAAGAAGACCACAAUUUCUCCUGACAGAAGCAUCAACAUUUUCAACUGUCUGAUGGAGAUGAACGACCUCUCAGUACAUCAAGAGAUCCAAGAGUUCCUGAAGUCAGAGAACAGAUCAGAGAAGAAACUCUCUGAAAUCCACUGCUCUGCUCUGGCCUACAUGCUGCAGAUGUCAGAGAAGGUAUUGGAUGAGUUUGACCUGCAGAAGUACAACACAACACAAGCGGGAUGGCUGAGACUGAUUCCAGCUGUGAGGAACUGCAAGAAGGCUGUACUUUGUGCCGUUGGUCUCUCAGGGACUCACUUUGAAGUCGUGGCCUCGGCUCUGAAGUCCAACCCCUCCCAUCUGAGGGAGCUGGACCUAAGCUCCAACAAGCUGCAGGAUUCAGAAGUCAAGCUGCUGUCUGCUGGACUUGAGAGUCCAAACUGCAGACUGGAGACUCUGAGAUUAAGUGGCUGCAGUUUGUCAGAGACCAGCUGUGCUUCUCUGGCUUCAGCUCUGAAGUCCAACCCCUACUAUUUAAGGGAGCUGCAACUGAGUGAUAACAAGCUGCAGGAUUCAGGAGUGAAGCUGCUGUCUGAUUUUCUGGAGAGUCCAUACUGUAAACUGGAGACUCUGGGGUUGAGGUACUGCAGUUUGUCAGAGAUCAGCUGUUGUUCUCUGGCCUCAGUGCUAAGGUCCAACCCCUCCCAUCUGAGAGAGCUGGAUCUGGGUGAGAACGAGCUGCAGGAUUCAGUAGUGGAGCUGCUGUGUGAGUUUCUGCAGAGUCCAAACUGUAGAGUAGAGACUGUGAGAUUAAGUGGCUGCAGUUUGUCAGAGAUCAGCUGUUCAAAUCUGGCCUCAGCCCUGUGGUCCAACCCGUUCUAUCUGAGGGAGCUGCAGCUGAGCAGUAACAAGCUGCAGGAUUCAGGAGUGAAGCUGCUGUGCAGCUUUCUGAGGAGUUCAAGCUGUAGAUUGGAGACUCUGAGGUUGAGUUACUGCAGUUUGUCAGAGAUCAGCUGUUCUUCUCUGGCCUCAGCGCUGAAGUCCAACCCCUCCCAUCUGAGAGAGCUGGAGCUGAGUUACAACAGCCUAAAGGAUUCAGGAGUGAAGCUGCUGUGCGAUUUUCUGCACAGUCCAAACUGCAGACUGGAGACUCUGAGAUUGCUGGGUUGCAGUUUGUAUGAGAUCAGCUGUUCUUCUCUGGCCUCAGCUCUGAAGUCCAACCCCUCCCAUCUGAGAGAGCUGGACCUGAGUAACAACAACCUGAAGGAUUCAGAGGUGAAGCUGCUGUGUGAGCUUGUGAAGAGUCCAAACUGCAGACUGGAGACUCUGAGAUGGAAAUGAUCUGUGUCUGAGUCAUCAGAGAGGAGUUCUACUGAGAGAGGAUCAGCUGUGUCUUGAUCCAGAGAGGUCAGGGCAACAACGAAGCAAGUUCGAUGUAACCGGGCGGUCUUUAAGUUACGUGGCUCGUGAAACUGUACACAGCCCUUGUUAUCCAUGCUUUUCUUCCUCUUUUUCUAAAAGUAACACAGUUAACACAGUUAUCGCAUUUAGUGGGAAAAUCGCUUUGAAAAAAAGCACAGAAGUGUAGACACUGCUGCUGCGGCUAGGGAAAGAUAACCGCAGCUGCAAUAAUAAAAGAUACCAAAGCAUGAUGCCCAUUAUUACAACUUUGGGAAUUGCGAAGAUUGUGAAGAUUUGACCCCAUCAGAGUUUCAUGUAUUUUAUUGAUUGAAAAGGAUCUGUGGCAAUCAAUAAAGACUAGUUGAUAUGUGAAACUGUUUAAUUUCAAAUGAUGAUCCACAUCGUCAUUUUGAAGGAUCAUCAUCAUUCAGUCAUUGUAUGGAUUGUCUGCUUUGUACCAUGUAAAGGCUUAAUAUAACCUGAAGUUAACAAGGUGGGCAGAUUUUCUGUCAUGAACCUGAUCCUUAGACAUCACAGAAAUGUAUAGAGAUACGAACAGAUCAUGCUGCUGAAGCUGCAGAGCUUCAUUAAAUGACUAAAGUAAACAUUUCAAUCGAGAUGUUUUCAUACAGAAAGAUUCCCUCAGCUAAGAAUCAUAAUCUGAGACAGACCACUCUUUUUAAAGCUGGUCUGAAACUCUGAACAUCACCUCCUAAACAGCAGGUUGAUGUUCAUUUCUUUUUUUUUUAGCACAUAUUGAAAUCUAGGUUCAUAGGUUCUAGGUUCAGGUGGUUUUACCAUUAGGCAAGUGAAAAUGCAAGUGUAGGAGCCGAAUUAGUGGGUGUACUGCAUAAUUAUGUAUCAUAUUUCAAUGAUAAUGUUUUGUAUGUUUAUUUACUUAUAUUGGGGACUAGAUUGUGAUUGUCGUAUCUGAUUGGUCAGGUGAUAUUGUCAGGUGUUUAUAGGUCACAGGGUGAACAGGAAGUUGGUGGCAAAGGUGGUGGGAACAGCGUAAACGAACGUAGACAAACCAAUAUAUCCCGGCAACAAUUAUUAAUCACUUAAUAUCAUCAUCACAGUUUGUCUGCGUCAUCGUUCACAAUAAGAAAACUUCACCCAAAGUAAUUACAUUUUGGACAUUUGUUUAUUUUUUAAUUUUGUCAACACUGUUCCAUACACCUAUGUAUGUAAGUAAGUAUGGUUUGAACAUUUAGACAUUAGAUAGUCAGUACAGCAAGAUUUGAGUUGCGUUGAGGAAGAAAUUGUUCUCUGAUGCUAAAAUGAUUAUCAGCGGCUUUUAUUUUUGUCUGGGUGUUUUGUAUAUUCAAGUCUUUUUUUCUGUUCUGUACUCACUUUUGAAGUGAUUAAUAAUAAUAAAAAAAAGAAUCGUGAUCACUGUGUGCAUUUUCCUUUAUUUGAGCCUUUAUUCAGUCUCGACAACAAUUUUGUUCACCAUGUUCUGUUGGGAUGAGAUGUGUUUUCUGCACUGCAACACUCAAUAAAGAUCUUGGACUACAAUA
Molecule: messenger RNA, 5082 nt
Organism: Labrus bergylta (ballan wrasse)
Lineage: Eukaryota; Metazoa; Chordata; Actinopteri; Labriformes; Labridae
Source: RefSeq, a predicted model, not a curated record